AUGGCUUGUAUUGGUUGCAAAGACUCAAUCAAAAGAUCAAUUUUGUAUACAAAAGACAUUAAAGCCCUCUGUGAAAAUUGUCAGAAAAUUGAAUCUGAAUCUGAUCAAUCAGUGCCUGAAGCUAAAAAACGAAAUAGAGAUAGAUCUACGUGAAAUCCUCCUCCUGACACUUGGAAAUCAAUUCAUAGAUUUAGAAGAUAUGGAAAGCUUAUAUCAAUGGAACUAGGAAAUAAAACUUAUGACUGAGUUACAAGACAAGGUCGCGGAAAAUUCAAAUUAGAUCAAAAAUUAAAGCAGCUGCAUAAAAAAGCAAAUAAUAAUGAUAAAGUGGGUCUUUCAAAGGCUGUGAAGUUGUGCUAUAAUAGAGAUUAUGAUUUGGAGCAGCUAAAUACAUUUUUAAGACCUAUGGGUUAUCCAUAUGACGCAUUAGCUGAUUUAUUUCAAAGUUUCUAUGAUAAUCAUAUCAAAAGUUAUCUCAAAUAA
Blepharisma stoltei is the source of this 483-nucleotide messenger RNA. NCBI's taxonomy places the organism in Eukaryota, Ciliophora, Heterotrichea, Heterotrichida, Blepharismidae. The record is from the annotation of a GenBank genome assembly.